AUGCGGAAGAGGUACCUGGGGGAGGUGUAUCAAGGCACGCUGGGCGCGGGGAGUGAUGUGAUGGUGGUGCAGCAGAGUGGGAGUGGCGAGGAGUGGGUGAAUCAGACCGUUGCCGAGGCACUUGCCCAGAUGAGGAGUGCUCCAUCGGACAUGACUACAAUGCAGCUCCUCACCUUUCUUCUGUGUCCCCACUCUCUACACCCCCCCUUGCCCUCACGCUGCCUCCCUCCAGGUGCACCAUCCGGACCUGACAACAAUGCUACGGAGGUGCGUGCUCGGAUGGUGGAAGGCAUGGCGAAGGGGCUGCACCUCUAUGCCGCUCCAGAGCGUCUUGCCUCCUCCCCCACCAAGCCCCGCAGCCCCUUUGCCUCCUCCUCCCCUCCAGCCGCUGCUACAGUCGUGACUGCUACAGCUGGCAAGGGGCAGGGGGGCAUGGAGGCGGCAGACGUGUUUGCGUUCAAGGUGGUGGUCCUUUCUCCUGCUCUUUCUUCUUCCCUACACUGUCCCCCCUCCUGCCCCCUCCACCUGCUCCUUUGCUCCAUCCUUUUCCCUACUCCACCCUGCCUGUUCCUCCCCUCUCUGCCCCACAUCUUCUCCCCUUGUUCCCUCAUCCACCCACCCAUUUCCCUCAUAACCUCCCCUCUAUCCGACCGCUCUCCUCCGUGGCCUGGCCUCUCCUCCCCUCUACACCACGUCCCAAACAGCAGGCACGGCAGAAGCUGUGGGUGGCGGGACAACCUGGCAGCGCUGGUGGACCCACAGCUUGCAGACGAGUUCAACCCUCACGAGGUGCACUCAGUGAAUCCCGAUUCCCGUCCAAGAGACCCACAAUGGAACAGGUUAGUGGCAGCGGAUUGUAGAUGA
Closterium sp. NIES-65 is the source of this 864-nucleotide messenger RNA. The record is from the annotation of a GenBank genome assembly. Lineage: Eukaryota; Viridiplantae; Streptophyta; Zygnematophyceae; Desmidiales; Closteriaceae.